Messenger RNA from Knipowitschia caucasica, 864 nucleotides. Lineage: Eukaryota; Metazoa; Chordata; Actinopteri; Gobiiformes; Gobiidae. The record is from the annotation of a GenBank genome assembly.
AUGGAAACGCUCAUAUGGACCAGACACGGGAGCAGAGAAAACCGGAGAACACACCUCGUCUACUUCAAAAUCGAUCGAAGAAGACGUAAACUCAGCCCGAUGGCGGUGCCCCCGACACAGUCUACGGCCCCCGACACAGCCCCCGACACAGUCUACGGCCCCGACACCGUCUACGGCCCCGACACAAUCAACGGCCCAGGAACAGUCUACGGCCCCGACACAGUCUACGGCCCCGACACAGUCUACGGCCCCGACACAGUCUACGGCCCCGACACAGUCUACGGCCCCGACACAGUCUACGGCCCCGACACAGUCUACAGCCCCGACACAGUCAACGGCCCAGACACAGUCAACGGCCCAGACACCGUCUACGGCCCCGACACAAUCAACGGCCCAGGAACAGUCUACGGCCCCGACACAGUCUACGGCCCCAACACAGUCUACGGCCCCGACACAGUCUACGGCCCCGACACAGUCUACGGCCCCGACACAGUCUACGGCCCCGACACAGUCUACGGCCCCGACACAGUCAACGGCCCAGACACAGUCAACGGCCCAGACACAGUCAACGGCCCAGACACAGUCAACGGCCCCGACACAGUCAACGGCCCCGACACAGUCAACGGCCCCGACACAGUCUACGGCCCAGACACAGUCUACGGCACAGACAGUCUACGGCCCAGACACAGUCUAUGGCCCCGGCACAGUCUACACCCCCGACACCGUCUACGGCACCAACACCGUCUACGGCACCAACAGUCUACGACCCCGACACAGUCUAAGGCACUGACCUGGUGUAUAUGCCGUCCAGCAGCCCCAGCCGGGCUUCAGCCGCGGGGACGUAGGAUCCCACCUGAGCCAUGA